Messenger RNA from Clarias gariepinus (North African catfish), 4813 nucleotides. Its product is annotated as golgin subfamily A member 6-like protein 25. Gene Ontology annotation, molecular function: double-stranded DNA binding; transcription coregulator activity. NCBI's taxonomy places the organism in Eukaryota, Metazoa, Chordata, Actinopteri, Siluriformes, Clariidae. Gene Ontology annotation, biological process: regulation of transcription by RNA polymerase II. The transcript has 14 exons. The record is from RefSeq and is a predicted model, not a curated record. Gene Ontology annotation, cellular component: nucleus. The coding region runs from base 85 to 3876 and encodes 1263 amino acids.
UUGUUGGGAAGCGGGCGAUGGAGCCGAGCGUUCAGCGGUGCAGCGCGCGAGCGGAGUGAGAGGAGUGAGCUACAAACGUGUAAGAUGACGUGUGUGUCGAUGGACCAUGACUUCAGUCCUGGAGAUGUCGUGUUUGCCAAAAUGAAGGGUUAUCCUUUCUGGCCUGCUCGGAUUGCUGGUGGAAAAGCUCCGAGGAAUAAAAUCCCAAUCUUCUUUUAUGGAACACACCAGACCACUUCUCUGGUCCCUAAGGACAUCGUGCAUUACUGGUCCAACAAGGAGAAAUAUGGGAAGCCCAUCAAACGAGGAGGUUUUGAUGAGGCCAUGUGGGAGAUCGAACAUGACCCUGGGGUCGGCCUCAAAGGUCAAAAGAAAGCUGAUGUGGUAAAGAAGGCGCAGGAGAUGCGGAGGAAGGCGAAGAGCGCCGGAAAGAAGGACGCUCAGAAGAAAAACGAGGCUAGCACGACCCCUAAUGCUCCCAUAAAGAGAGAUAAAACCCCAGUGAAAUCCAGCACCACUCCGAAUAAACCGUCCGCCUCAGAAACCCCGACUAGGGGACAGACGCCAGCUAAAGAUGGGCAGAGGAGGACAGGAACACCCGCCGAAAAAGUGACUUUGGCAUCUAGAAAAACAACAGCUCUUGCUGAUAAAACAACUCCGAAUAAAAAACCUGCCCCGCCCGAAAAGGUCGUCCUGGCCAAGAAAGCCAUUGUUGCUAAGGCGAGAAGUGUGGCAAAGAAGAAGAAGGACAUCGCCCGGAAGAGGAUCCUUACAAAGGCCAGAAUGGUCAAAGCCAAAAAGGUGACGGCGCCUAAGCUGAAGAUAAAGCUGCCUGUUAGAGAGCAGAAGGGUGAGCCAAACCUCAAGAAGCAGCAGCUCUCCCCUGAGACACGGCCGAGAAUCAAGGGUUGGGUGAAGGUCACAGAUCCUGACAGAAAGCCUGUGCCCCAAACCCGACCCCAAACCCCCUCGACCCGGCUGCAAGCCCCAGUGACCCGAGCCCAAACCCCCUUGACCAGGCUUCAAGCCCCAGUGACCCGACCCCAAACCCCCUCGACCAGGCUGCAAGCCCUAGUGACCCGACCCCAAACCCCCUCGACCAGGCUGCAAGCCCCAGUGACCCGGCCGCAAGCCCCAGCGACCCGACCCCAAACCCCCUCGGCCCGGCCGCAAGCCCCCUCAGCCCGACCCCAAGCCCCGUCAGCCCGGCCACAAACUUCAGAGACCCAGCCCCAGCAUCACUUCAGGGUUUGGGAGAAGAUCACAGAUCCACCGUUACAGAAACCUGAGCCUCGAACCCCGGCGACCCGCUUACAAACUUCAGAAACCCAACUCCGGCACUCCAAGGGUUGGGAAAGGGUCACAGGUCCACAGUUACAGAACCCAGAGGCUCAAUCAACAAUUCCAGAUAUUCGGCCCCGGAAUGCCAGGGGUCGUGUGCAGGUCACAAAGUCGCAACCACAGCUACAGAACGCUAAGAUUCAGCUCCAGACCUCAGAGACAGGGCUCCAGACCUCAGACACUCGCACCACAGAGACUUUUCGCCAAACCCGUGAAACUCGGCUACGGGGUUCAGAGUCUCGGAGAAAGAUUGCCAAUGCUUUGGUCAGGACCACAGAGCCAGAGCUGAAGGCUCCUGAGACCCGGCAGCGGGCGCCCGAGACCCAACCUAACACCACAGAGACUCACCGGAAGGACACAGAGACACCGGCUCAAACCCUUCAGCCACAGCUCCAGGAUGCAGCCACUAAACUCCUGAACCCCAAGACUUGGCUUAGAGUCACAGUGCCUCGACUCCAGAGCCCUGAGACUCACCUCCGCAAUCCCGAAAUUCGGCUUCAAAACCUCAAACUCUCAGCCUUUAGGCACAAAUCCUCAGCUCCCAAACCCAAAGACAGUUCUCAAGUUAAACUCGAAGAUGUUGGUCAUGACUCUCACGGUGCAGUUCCCAAACCACCAGAUUUUUCUCUAUUGGAAGUCACCACGUCCACCAAACCCCAAGCUGCUGCUCUGAUUGACGUGCCAAUGGAGAAAAGGAAAGAAGACAGUCAGGUAGAACUCAGGGUGCUGAGACGGAGGACAGAAGAGCAAAAGGAUAAAGAGCAAAAGGAUAAAGAGCAAAGGGAUAAAGAGCAAAAGAUACAGAAGAAAGAGGCCUUGAAGACCCAGCGAGAGGAGGAAGCGAAGGAUAGAGAGGGGCGAAGGAAGAGGAAGGACGACAUUACAGUCUCCAGUCCUGCAGACUCGAAAAGGAAGCGACAAGAAGAAGAACUCCCCUCUCGCUCCUCAGAGCCAGAAAACAUCCAGGCAGGAAAAAAGAAAAGUCGAGAGACGGAUGAGGGAGGACAGAGAGUGCUGAGACGGAGGACAGAAGAGCCGAAGGAUAAGAGGGAUGCAGAGGAAGAAACGAAUAACAGGCAACGAGAGGAUGACUGGAGAAAUAGAGAAAAUGUGGGAGAAAAGGAGUGCAAGGGAGAGAAAAGGAAGAGGGAGGAGAAGAAGAGGAGGGAUGAGGAGGACAUGGGGGAGGAGAAGAAGAAGAAGCAGAGGAACGAGGAUGCAGUAGAGAAGGUGACUGAGAAGAGAGAGGAGGAGGAGAGUCAGAUGGAGAGAAUAAAGCAGGAGAUGAAUGAGAAGGAAAAGGAGACUGAGAGGAGGAAACGAGAAGAGCAGGAGAAAAAGCGAGUUGAUGACUUGAGGGAGAAGAUGAAGAGAGAAAAGGUGGAAGAGAAGAAAAGAGAGGAGGAAAUGAGUGAGAAGAAGCGGAGAGAGGAAGAGAUGAAGAGAGAGGAGGAGAAGAUGAAGAAGAAAGAGGAGGAGAUGAGUGAGAUGAAGAAGAGAGAGGAAGAGAUGAAGAAAAAAGAGCAGGAGAAGAAGAGAGAGGAGGAGAUGAUCGAGAAGCUGAAGAAAGAGAAGCAGAUGAGUGAGAAGAAGAAGAAAGAGGAGGAGCUGAAGAAGAGGGAGGAGGAGGAGAAGAGAAAAAUGAAAGAGCAGGAGGAGAAGAGAAAGAAGGAGGAGGAGGAGAGAAAGAAGAAAGAGGAGGUGAUCGAGAUGCAGAAGAAAGAGGAGGAAAAAAAAGAGGAGGAGGAGAUAGGGAAAAGGAAGAAGAGGGAGGAGGAGAUAAAGAAGAAAGAGAAAGAGAUGAGGGAGAAGAAGAAAGAGGAGGAGCUGAAGGUGAAGGAGGAGGAAAAGAAGGGAGAGACGGACGACUCUGCGAAACAGAAAGAUCUGGAGGAUGAAAAGAGAAAGCAAAGGAGUAGAGUGUUGGCGGAGAGGAGGACGAGUGUGUUGAAGUCUCUGCAGGGGCUCGUCACGUCCACCAGGAGCAGAGCGCAGAGACGGAGCACAGACCGGGUGGACGACAAGAGCGACGGAAAGGACGAGAAGGAGAGAGACGGGAGAGGAGAGACGCUACGGACGGAGGAGCUGAGAACACACAAAGGAGAAGGGGAGAGAGGGGACAAACAGAAAGCUCCGGCCCUGUCAGUCACAGACUCUCUGCUGUACAGGCUGCACGGAGACAUCAGGAUCUCCAUGACCCUCGACAAGCCUGAUGUGAAUAAGUGUUUACUGGCGUUGGAUGAGUUGAGUUCGGUGUCUGUUUCCUCACGACACAUUCAGAACCACAGCGAGCUCAUCGACACUCUCCGCAAGAUGCGGUGGUUCCGGGGCAGUGAGGCGAUCAUGUUUAAAGCGUCCAUGCUGUAUUACCGCUUUAAGAACAUUUACCUGAUCGGAGAACCGGAGGACACACUCAGCCCCGAGUACAUCCACUCACUGCAGGAGGAGAGAGAGACAGGAGGAGCAACACACACCGCAAACUGCUGCUGCAGAGGAGGACCAUACACACACCACCAGUCUCAACCAGCACAGUGACUCUGGGGCAGAGACCAGCUGACACACACACACACACACACGUUUGGAGUUCUCUGUUGAUGUCCAGAUGUUAAUUGGUGCUCUAUGAUGCUCAACGACAAGCUUUAUAUCCAAGACACACACACACACACAUGCAUUACACUCUUCUCUUACUUGCUCUGAGAAUCUGAAAGAACCAGUCCUUUGAGAACACUUUACCGAUUAGCAUUAUGCACAUAAUGACAUGCUAACGAUCGAUUAGCCUCCAUCACCUGUUAGCAUUAUUAGCAUGCUAGCUUCAGAAAUGCCUUGAAGUGAACCCCGGCUGGCGGCUGCAGAGACGCACACUAACCCCUGCAGGGAACAGCUGGACUGCGGCUCUGUCUCAUUUACAGCAUUAAGGGCUCUUCAUAACGGGGAGCCUGCGUGCGUGCGUGUGUGCGUCUGUUUUAGAUCUUUUUUGUGUACCAUGUUUUAAUCUUUAAUGUGCUUUAUAUUUAAAUCUUAAAGUCACUACUGAUUGGCUGAGUGGACACACACACACACACACACACUGUCUUAUCUGGGGGGGACGGGUACUAAGAUUUAAGACACUAACGUUUCAGUGUUCUGAAUUCGUCACGUUCUAAUGAUGUUAUGAAGUAAGAUGAUGUGAGGUGAGGAACAGGACUGAGAGGGGAAACAUCCUGCUCUCGCUUCCCUAUAUCAGAGGACAGAGGGACAGACAGACGGACAGUGGACUGUAAAAAGACAGACAUUUAAAUUGGUAGAAUAUUAGAAAUAAAGACAGAUGGACACACAGACGGGUCUCCAGACGACUCCUCCUCCUUACUAAAACACGCGUCACUUAAUUAUUAGCAUCGGUUGUUGCCAUGAAAGCAGUACAGCUCAACCAACACACACGCAGUAUUACAGUGCUUGAGAUUAACUGUCAGUGUUUGUGUGUGUGUGUGUGUGU